Molecule: messenger RNA, 1751 nt
Organism: Sitophilus oryzae (rice weevil)
Lineage: Eukaryota; Metazoa; Arthropoda; Insecta; Coleoptera; Curculionidae
Gene: swi2
Product: protein singed wings 2
Exons: 9
Coding region: 247-1581 (444 amino acids)
Molecular function (GO): protein binding
Source: RefSeq, a predicted model, not a curated record
UUAUUAAAGCAAGAGUACCUUGAGCGUACUCGUCCGCUUUUAUUACAUACCCAACACCGAUAGAAUAAAACUUACUGCAAAUUGGAGACAGGUAUUCCGAUGUUUGCGUUUCGGAUUAUUGUAUUGUUGUUAUCACGUAAGUGUAAAUAAAUCUGCCGCUUCUCUCGGUUGCGAUAAUAGUCUCGAUUUACGAAAUCGUCGGGUCGGUGUUAGAACAGUGCCACCGGAAGAUAAAGCUGGCCGGAAAUGACGUCGACGUCGAUGACGAUAGGUGUAUUAGUGAUGGUGUUGGGAAUACCUAUUAUUGGAACGUCAUAUAUAAGAGAGGAACAUUUGGAAAACUGCGUUCAAAACAACAAUCACCUCCUAUGUAAAAACGAAUUUCCUACAAAAGCAUAUACAAAUAUCGAUGUUUUAAAAAUAACAGAUAGUAGAAUCGACAAUCUGGACUUGAAGAACUGGCACAGAUCAUUCCAGAAUUUAAGUAGUUUAACGGUUAUCGGAAACAACCGUACUAAACUGAGAAGGAUAGCGUUUCCCCGAGAAAAACUUGGUAUAAAGAUUUUGAAGUUAAAUAAUUUACAAAUCACCAGUGUCUUCUUGGAAAACAUUACCAAUCACUUUAUCGGUCUAGAAGUUCUGGAUAUUUCAAACAAUUAUAUUGCCGAUUUUCCAAAAUUCAAUUACAGCAGUUUAAAGGAGGUAUACUUAAAAGGUAAUAAAUGGAAUUGUUCGAAAAGCUUAGAAUGGAUAUUGGAUUUAGAUCUAUCAGUGUUCCGAGAUUUGCCGGAGUUAAAAUGUUUUCGAAUGCCACAUAAUAACAAACCACUCUUGGCUAUCGCCCAAUUCAGAAAGAUUACCGCCGAAACAUGUACGCCAAACUGUUCCUGUCAUUUGGAGAAGUGCGUAACAUACAUGAACACGGACGUCCUAGAACCGAUCAUAGAGGUGAACUGUUCUUUCAGAGGAUUCCGGACAUUGCCCGAUACUUUUCCGGUUAAAACGAAGACUAUACGCUUGGAAGGAAACGAAAUUUCUGACUUAAGCGCUUUAAGAACCAAUCUUAGAUACAGAAAUGUGCUGGACAUAUAUUUGGACAAUAAUAAACUUACAAACAUCCACGUUUUGGAAGGAUCGCACUGGCUGACUAAUUUCAGAGUAUUUUCAUUGAGAAACAAUCAAAUUGAGGAGCUUCCGACGUAUGCUCUGGACGAUGCUUUUAAGCGUAAUCCAAAUAUGCCAGAUGCAGUCAGAUUAAAUUUAGGCGGUAACCCAUGGAGAUGUAAUUGCGUGUUUAUGCCGAGAUUUAAGGAAAUGCUGCAAAAGUACGCCCCACAAAUUAAGGAUAUACGUGACAUUAGAUGUGCAGAAGAUAGUGAAAAUUCAUUAGUACCGAUAAUGGAUUUAUCCAGAAGUUCCGUUUGUCACUCACCAACGGAAUAUACUGUGCAAGAGGCUUUAGACUUAUUAAAUGUCGUUUUAGGCUUAUUAAUUAUUCUAAUCUUAGGAAAAUUAGCGUAUGAUUACUACAAUUUCAAGAAGACUGGUAAAUUACCCUGGAUAGUUACUAAGAUGCCCUAGCAGUUAAAUUAUUGUACAUAAUAAAGUACUCUUAAUACCUGAUGACAUUGUAUAUAUACCUAUUAGUUUGAAGUUUAGUAUAUAAGAAUAGUAUUUCUAAUUAUGUAUUAAAUAGAUUAUAUUUUUUAGAAUAAUUAUUAUCAUAAAGAAAAAUUUUGUACUGAUUGUCA